AGAUAACCUGACAUAUUUUUUGAAUAAACAGUUAUCUUUCUUUGUGGCAACUGUCGACCUUACUCGAGGUGUUCAAUAUUAGAAGAAAACAUGGGAAAGAAAAGACAGCAACAGAAGAACACAGAAACUGAAAAAUCUGCUCCACACAAAGUUGACAAAAGUAAAAAGACCUACUCUUUACCAACAGCUAAAGUAGAUGAUCAUGACCAAGAUUUAAAGAUAAGAAUACCACAAGAUUUGGAAAAGGAGAUUGUUGAUGUGAUUCAGGAUGAUUAUAAAGAGCUGAAAAUUACAAAAGACCUGUCCAACAGACUUACAACCAAAAAGCUCACUGACAUGUACACUAGUUUAGCUGGAGCAGGAUUUAGUCAUUCACAGAUAGAACAGACUAUGACCAAUACAGUAUUACAUGGAGGAGAUCUUAUUGAUGCAUUAGAUUGGCUUUGUUUGAAUUUAGCUAAUAAUCAGCUGCCUCAAGGAUUUUCUGACACACUAGAAAAGGAAGAAGUCAAGAAUACGUACAGACCAAAAUUUGAUGACCAGCUUACUGAACAGAAAACAUUGCUGCCAUUAUCAACUGCGAAAAAGAUAACAGCUGAAAAAACAAAUACAGAUGAAAAACCACAUGGAAAAUCCUCCAAAUCAUCUACAAUGAAGGACUGGAUUCUACAGUAUACGGAGAACAGCUCUGAUGAGAGUCAAUCUGAUGAAGAAUCUGACCCAAACGAAAAAUAUCUUGAGCUAACAGCGAAGCUAUUGGACGCCAGAGAAGAAGCAGUUCAAGCUAAACUAGAGGGAGCCAAAUCUAGACAGAAAGAAAUAUCAAAUAAUAUUAGAAAACUUGUUCAAGAAAUGAAUGCCAUAGAGGAAGAUAGCAGGUUUAACCCAGCAGUAAAGAUAAAAGACCUAGAAAAGGAAAAGAUUAAUGAAUCAGGUGAUCAAGGACAGGCAUCAACAGUUAUACAGUCACAUGACACACCAUGUGAUCAAGGACUAACAGCAUCACUUAGUCAGUCACAUGACAUACAAUCUUUACCAUGUCAGCAUGAUGAAUCACCAGAUGAACAAGAGGAGUCAGAAGACUUUGGUGAUGCAUUUACUAUGUUUGAAAAUCAAGCUGCAGAAGAAAAACCAAAAGAAUCCAAGAUUGAUUUGAGCAAACUAGAUAUCAGACAGUUUGAGUAUACUCGGCAACAAUGGACUGGUAAAUCUCCAAAGCAGUUUCUCAUAGAUUGGUGUCGAAAACAUAAAGUGGAUUCUCCAAAGUACCAUAAAAUUAACCCAGUCAGAAAUCUGUGGAAAUGCAGAGUGACGAUAGGGAGAAAGAAAGAAGAAACUAUUGAAGCUUGUCCUGAAAUUCUAUGUGAAAAUGUGAAAGAAGCAGAGCAUUUGGGAUGUACUCUGGCAUUAUAUCAUCUAUGCAAGGGACAGGCUAUACAUCAGUUAUUGCCUCCACCGUACAGAGAUGUGUGGUUAGAAUGGCAGGAUUCAGAGAAAGCCAAGGCUAAGGAAGCCCAGACAACAGAAAAUAAGCCAAGAGAUCAGCUUAUAACUAAAUUGAUGAAGAAAUUACAGUUAGGCAGUAAAAAUAGUGAAAACAAGACUACAGAGGGAACUAAAGAUGAUGAUGACACUGUUGACUCAUGGGAAAAUUUGGAAGAAGAGACGGAAACUGAAAAAGUACAAACAGCUUCCAUGCCAGGGUCAAGGAAGCAUAGGUCAACUAUGGACAGCACAGCCUUACUAGAUUUGUGUAAAAGACGUCAACAGACAGACAGAUAUAGAACUCUCCAUCAGACAAGACAGAAUUUACCUGUUUAUCAGUACCGUGAGUCAAUUGUUGAUCAGAUUAGACGCAGUGGUGUCACUGUUAUAGCGGGAGAAACAGGAAGUGGAAAAAGUACACAAAUUCCUCAGUUUCUGUUGGAGAGAUACAUAACUGAUGGAAAUGGAGCCCAAUGUAAUAUAGUGUGUACUGAACCCAGGAGAAUAUCAGCCAUUAGUUUAGCCCAAAGAGUGUCUGAGGAGAUGGCAGAAUCUGGACUUGGUCAGCGAGACUCUUUAGUAGGGUACCAGAUCAGAUUUGAAUCAAAAUGUGGUCCUAAUACCAAAUUGAAUUACUGUACAACUGGUGUCCUGCUGAGGAAACUACAGAGUGAUACAACCCUAAGCAAUGUCACACAUGUCAUUGUUGAUGAGGUGCACGAGAGAAGUGUUCAGUCAGAUUUCCUUCUAGUCAUAUUAAAAAGGUUAAUGCUAAAGAGACCAGAUUUGAAAGUUAUUUUGAUGAGUGCCACAUUGGAUAGUGAGAAAUUCUCAGGAUAUUUCCAACAUUGUCCAGUUAUAAAUAUACCAGGAAGGACAUUCCCUGUACAGGUGUAUUAUAUGGAAGAUGUAGUUAACAAGACAGGAUAUGCAGUGGAGGAAGAUUCACCUUACUCUCUCAGAUCUGAUCAACUGGUCAAGGAAGAGCAAGCCAGUUUGUACGUAACAGAAAAAGGAGGAGACCAGUCUAAAGUGGAUGUAUUCUGGACAAAAGAUAGUAUCUCAAAGUUAGAUCUGACAACCUUGUCUCCAGAAAAGUACAGUCUAAAGACCAGAAAUACUAUCACUAGAAUGAACCAAAAUAGAAUAAACUUUGAUCUCAUUGUUGAAACACUAUUGUACAUCAGUAAUUCUGAAGAAUUUAGUGCAGUAGAUGGAGCCGUAUUGAUAUUCCUUCCUGGUUUGGCUGAUAUUCAGGAAGUGUAUGAGCUUCUGCAAUCUGACAGGAAGUUCUCUGAUACAAAAAGGUACCAGAUAUUAGCCUUGCAUUCUGUAUUGUCUUCAUCAGACCAGAGUUCAGCCUUUAAAGUGCCUCCAUCGGGUGUUAGAAAGAUUGUCAUAGCAACCAAUAUAGCAGAAACAGGGAUCACGAUUCCUGAUGUUGUGUUUGUUAUUGAUGCUGGAAAGGUUAAGGAGACUAGAUACAUUGAGUCUAGUCAGAUGAGUUCCCUGAAGGAAGUGUUUAUCAGUAAAGCUAAUGCUAAACAAAGACAAGGUAGAGCUGGACGCGUAAGAGAAGGCUUCUGCUUCAGACUAUAUACCCAUCAGAAAUACAAAGAUUUAGCCGAUUACACUGUGCCAGAGAUACAGAGAGUACCUUUAGAAGAAUUGUGUUUACAUAUCAUGAAAUGUCAGCUUGGUGAGCCAGACAAUUUCUUAGCAGAAUGUUUAGACCCACCUAGACCCCAGGUGAUUGCCAGAGCCAUGAGUUUGCUGUACGAGAUAGGUGCUUGUAAGGGUGUGGCCACCCUGACUCCACUAGGCCACCAUUUGGCGGCAUUACCUGUACAUGUCAGAAUAGGGAAGAUGUUACUGUUUGGUGCCAUCUUUGGAUAUGUUGAACCAGUGGCUGUGAUUGCUGCUGCCAUGACAACAAAAAGUCCUUUUGUGGCACCUUUAGAUAAGCUAGACCUGGCCAACCUUGCAAAGAAUUCCAUGGCAACUUCCUGUUGUGACCACCUUACACUUUACAGAGCUUAUACAGGAUGGAAACAAGCCCAGAAAGUGGGUUAUCAGUCAGAGCAGCAGUAUUGUCAGAAAAACUUCCUGAAAAGGCACACAUUACUGGAAAUAGAGAAUGUAAAGAACGACCUUGUCAAGUUAGUAAGAUCUAUAGGCUUUAGUGACACAAUACAAACAAUCCAACAACCCAAACCAAAAUAUGGGGAAGUGCUUGAUAUCAGUAAAGCUGCUGUUGCUAUGGAAACAGAUUUAACCAAACCUAUGAUUGCAAUGGUAAAAGCUGUUAUCACAGCUGGCUUGUAUCCAAGUGUUGCCAAGGUUACGUAUGAUGCCCCUGUUGAUGCAGCUGCUAACCCUCGAAAGGUUCCCUGUUUAGGAGAGACAGCACAAGGACCAGCACAUGUGCAUCCUUCAUCAGUAAAUAGACAUCUGGCAGCCACUGGUUGGAUUGCAUACCAAGAAAAGGUAACAACAUCUAAAGUAUAUCUCAGAGAGACGACACUGGUUUCACCUUUCUCCCUCCUGUUGUUUGGUGGAGAUAUCCAUGUCCAACACACAGCUCAACUUGUUACAGUGGAUGAUAGGAUUAAAUUCAGAACAUAUGCUAAAACUGGUGUGAUCUUCAGAGAACUCAGAAAACUACUAGAUGAGCUGUUAGACAAAAAGUUAGAGAAUCCAACAUUAAAUUUGCUAGGUGAUAGAGUAAUUAAGUUGAUAUGCAGAUUGAUAGACUGUGAAAAAUGAAGACAAAAAAAAACAGUUCAUAAGAAGAAGAAAUCGGGAAUUGUAAUAGACUAGAUAUGAAGAAGAAAUUUGGAGGUUACUAGACUGUGAAAUAUGAGGGCCAAAAGCAGUUUAUGAGAAAAAUAAGAAAUUUGUAUGUUGAAUUAAGAAGCCAAUUCAGAAAAGAGAAUUUAUGAACAGUUGAAGUUCUGUUGCAGACCCCAAAGAAAAGUUGCAAGAAGAGUGUCAUCAGGAAGUAGAGCCAUCUAUAACUGGAGAUGUAUUACACCAAGGUUAAAAAUAGUUUUACAUAGCAUUGAAGAUGUAUAAAAACUAAAGAAAAAAUGUGAACAUCCAAGUGAUGUAAUAGAUGAUAUCUUUUUAUGUAUAUAAACCUAAAUGUACUGAA
This is a messenger RNA of Mytilus trossulus (common blue mussel), 4639 nucleotides long. Its product is annotated as ATP-dependent RNA helicase dhx29-like. The transcript is spliced from 29 exons. Lineage: Eukaryota; Metazoa; Mollusca; Bivalvia; Mytilida; Mytilidae. Gene Ontology annotation, cellular component: intracellular anatomical structure. The record is from RefSeq and is a predicted model, not a curated record. Bases 91 to 4251 code for a protein of 1386 amino acids. Gene Ontology annotation, molecular function: ATP binding; helicase activity; RNA binding.